Molecule: messenger RNA, 1861 nt
Organism: Tarenaya hassleriana
Lineage: Eukaryota; Viridiplantae; Streptophyta; Magnoliopsida; Brassicales; Cleomaceae
Exons: 3
Coding region: 597-1742 (381 amino acids)
Source: RefSeq, a predicted model, not a curated record
UGAAAAAAAAAACAUUUUUUAAAGAUAUUUCUCUCUGUAUAUUUCUUUUCUUCUUCAUCAUCCACCGGCGAAGUGAAUCUCGCCGGAAAAAAUGGAUAUUCUGGUGACUAAGUCCCCUAUUUCCUCACGUAGAAUAGCCAUCUCUGACCACCGUCGUCAUGUGUUCCGUGAAAACCCUCGGAGCUAAGACAACUUGAUCCGUCUCUUAAGACUUCUUUUCUCCAUAUUUUAGUAUGAUUCUUUUCUUUGUUUUGUGAAGAUGAUCGGCUGAUUGAAGAAGACGGAAUAGGUUUCUUCUGGUAGUAGCUGAGAGGUUUUGGUAGAUUCCGUUUUUCUUCUUCUUCUUCUUCUUUUGCGGUUCCGAGACCCAGAUGCUGUCAGUUUUUGGAAUUUGACUUUUGAAUUUUGUUUCGGGAGAGGGAUCUCAGGUGUAAAUGUGGACGAAUUUGUGGAGUUCUUGACGGAAUUUGAAUUUUCUGUGUUUCUGUUUCUGUUUCUACCUUUGAACGAGAACUGACUUGGACCAUAUUCCGGGGAGGGAGAGAGAGAGACGGAGAGAUAUCAGAUCUUCUUCUACUUAGUCGUCUUCCCGAGAGAUGCCAUUUCCGAUGAAGAUCCAGCCUAUUGACAUCGAUUCACCGGCGGUGAGAGAGCCAGCUCGAGCGGAUUCAGGCAAACCGGUGCUCAAGUCUCGCCUCAAACGGCUGUUUGAUCGGCCGUUCACAAGCGUCUUGAGGAGUUCGACCUCGGAGAAACCCAUCGCUGGCGCUGGGGAAGCUCAUUACGGCCGAGGUGGAGGUACCGGAGCUGAGUUCGAGCCGAGCUCCGUUUGCUUGGCGAAGAUGGUUCAGAACUUCAUAGAGGAAAACAACGAGAAGCAACCCAAAUGUGGUCGCAACCGCUGCAAUUGCUUCAACGGGAACAACGACGACAGCUCCGAUGACGAGUUAGAUCUGUUCGGCGGCUCCGUCGAUUCUUUCACCGGCGGAUCUUUGUCCGACGCAUCCGACUAUCUGAAGAGCUUGAUCCCUUGCGCGAGCGUCGCCGAGAGGAACCUGCUAGCUGACGCGGCGAGGAUUGUCGAGAUGAACAAAUCCCUCAAACGCAAAGACGAUAUGAGGAAGAUUGUCGUGGAAGGACUCUCAUCUCUCGGCUACGAUUCUUCCAUCUGCAAAUCCAAAUGGGAGAAAUCUCUCUCUUCCCCUGCCGGCGAGUACGAGUACAUAGAUGUGAUCGUGGAAGGUGAACGGCUGCUCGUCGACGUUGAUUUCCGAUCGGAGUUCGAGAUCGCACGGCAAACCGGCUCCUACAAAGCCGUGCUUCAAUCUCUUCCGUUCAUCUUCGUCGGAAAAUUAGACCGGCUCGGCCAGAUCCUCUCCGUCGUAUCGGAGGCAGCGAAGCAGAGCUUGAAGAAGAAGGGUAUGCAUCUCCCUCCAUGGAGGAAAGCCGAGUACAUGCGAGCCAAAUGGCACUCAUCCUACACACGCGCCACCGUCUCCGCCGAGGAGCCACCGUCUGCGGCCGCGGCGGAGAAGCCGGAGCAAGAUUCCGGAGCGGAGCUUGAGCUGAUUUUCGGGGAGAAACGGAUGUCUCCGGGAGUGAAUUCCUCUUCCUCUCCUCCUCCGCCGUUGUUUUUCACCGGCAACGAUGACGUGGCGUGGCAGCCUCCGCCGCCGCGAGCGUUGGAGAGAGAUGUGAAGGCCGUCACCGGAUUGGCUUCACUCUUCCUUGAAACACCCUAAUGAAAUUUUGGAUUUUUUUCUUAAAUUCUCCCCUUUAAUUUCCAAGUAUAAAAGCGAUUAAAUAUGCAAAUAUAUAUAUAUAUAUAUAAUCUUAUAAUCUUUACUUGACCUUUCUUUUU